UUCAAGAGAACACCAAGGACGUAUUUUAGUAACAAAGCCGCAAGCUCUGGAAGCUCCUUUUGUGUGUCGAAUGUGCCAACCCGCGUUCAAGGCGUAGCUUUAGAGCAAUGGCAGCGCCUUUUGUUCAACCGAAUGCCCGAAUCAGCCCACAAUGAAAUAAUCGGUGGAUUAUAUCGUUUAAUAAAACAAUUCACUGUCUCAUCUCUUCACAUGGCUUCAACUGGGACUAUCUUAACCAAUUAAUGUCGAUUUGCGAUCCUUCCGAUUCGAUGUGAGGCUUCCGAAGCGGCCAAUCUUGAGGAACGUGGAGUAAUGUAAACGUCAACACCAUCUGACCCAGCCGCGGCUGUUGGCAAUAUGGGCCUGGACUUUGACGUGAAGACCUUCUGUCACAACUUGCGGGCCACCAAGCCGCCUUAUGAGUGUCCUGUGGAGAGCUGUCGCAAGGUGUACAAGAGCUACAGCGGCAUUGAGUACCACCUCUACCACUAUGACCACGACAACCCGCCUCCUGCACAGGCUAUGCCCCAGAAGAAACGCAAGGGACGGCCUCCUCGUGCGUCACUAGUUGGGUCAAUGGAUAUGGAUGAUGGCGGCGGUAGUGGAGGAGGGCAGGGGCAUGGUGGAAAUACACCUUGUAGCCCCAAUCGGUCUGAGCUGUCACAUUCCCCUAGCAGGGACACAAUGACCUACGCCCAAGCGCAGCGAAUGGUAGAACUGGAGAUUCAAGGACGUAUUCACCGUAUCAGCAUCUUCGAGAACAUCGAUGUCGUCUCAGAGGAGGACAGCGAUGCAGAGAAUGGCCCGCCUUCUGUCACAGGUGGAAGCGCCGGAGGGGUGUGUAACGGUAGCGACGGCGGAGCUGGAGGCAGCGAAGUAGGAGGCACUGGUAAGGACAGGCCUGAUAUGUCGUCAUCUAAUGGGGGCAAAGCCACGCCAAAGUCCGGGAAACAUAAAAGUAAGGAAAAGAAGAAGGAUGGCUUUUCUCAUCAACACAGCACUCAGUCGGGACCUGCCGUUAAACUGCCCGAGGCAGUGUUUCGAGAACUGGACCAAGAGAGACCCGAUGCCCCUGUUCGGCCUUCGUCUUAUUACAGGUACAUCGACAAGUCUGUAGAGGAGCUGGAUGAGGAAGUGGAGUACGACAUCGACGAGGAGGACUACAUCUGGCUCGACAUCAUGAACGACAAACGUCGGCUUGACGGUGUGACGCCCAUCCCUCAGGAGGUCUUUGAGUACCUCAUGGACCGUCUAGAAAAAGAAUCAUAUUUUGAGAGCCAUAACAAGGCAGACCCCAGCACCCUCAUUGAUGAGGAUGCUGUAUGCUGCAUCUGUAACGACGGCGAGUGUCAGAACAGCAACGUGAUCCUCUUCUGUGACAUGUGCAACCUGGCGGUGCACCAAGAGUGCUAUGGAGUGCCGUACAUCCCGGAGGGCCAGUGGCUGUGUCGUCGCUGCCUGCAGUCGCCGAGUCGAGCGGUGGACUGCGCUCUCUGCCCCAACAAGGGAGGAGCGUUCAAACAGACGGACGACGCGCGCUGGGCUCACGUCGUGUGCGCCCUUUGGAUUCCAGAGGUCUGCUUUGCUAACACCGUCUUUCUGGAGCCAAUAGACAGCAUUGAGCACAUCCCUCCUGCGCGCUGGAAGCUAACCUGCUACAUCUGCAAGCAGCGGGGCUCGGGCGCCUGCAUCCAGUGUCACAAAGCCAACUGUUACACCGCCUUCCACGUCACGUGCGCCCAACAAGCAGGCCUCUACAUGAAAAUGGAGCCGGUCAGAGAGACCGGAGCCAAUGGAACCUCGUUCAGCGUCCGUAAGACGGCCUAUUGUGAUAUCCACACUCCGCCGGGAUCAGCCCGACCGUUGGGAGGAGUCGGCGGCGCGAGCAUGGCGUCGUCUCAAAGUGAAGGGGAACUAGAGGAGGACGACGAGCCCAGCAUCGGCCAUGACGAGGACUCCAGGGGCUGGAGCUCGGAGCGUGCCAAGAGGGCCAAGGCCAAGUCCAGGCUGAAGAUGAAGAGAGCGAGGAAGAUCUUGGCUGAGAGGAGAGCUGCUGCUCCAGUUGUGUCUGUCCCCUGUAUACCCCCCCAUAGGCUAAGCAAAAUCACCAGUAACUUAACAGUACCCAGAAAGAGCCAGUUUAUGCAGCGACUUCACAGCUACUGGACACUAAAGAGGCAAAGCCGCAAUGGUGUGCCUCUGCUGCGACGUCUGCAAACCCACCUGCAAUCGCAACGACAUGUUGACCCCCUCCCACCACAGCCUUCAGCCCAAGUUCCUGUGAGGGACAGCGAAGAGAAACAAAGUGCUUUAAAGGAGCAACUGAAGGCAUGGCAGAGACUAAGACACGACUUGGAGAGAGCCAGGCUGCUCGUGGAACUCAUCCGGAAGAGGGAAAAACUCAAGAGGGAAACGAUCAAAAUGCAGCAGAUGGCGCUGGAGAUCCAGCUGACGCCCCUCCUGGUGCUUCUGAGGAGCACACUGGAGCAGUUACAGGAAAGAGACACUAGCAACUUCUUCACUGAGCCUGUGCCCCUUGCAGAGGUUCCAGACUACCUGGACCACAUUGACACUCCCAUGGACUUCCAGACUAUGUGGAACCUUCUCGAGUCCCACCGCUACCUCACUUUUGAGGCGUUUGAGGCCGACUUUGGCCUCAUAGUCAACAACUGCCUGAAAUACAACGCUAAGGAUACGGUUUUCUACCGCGCUGCCCUGCGGCUCAGAGAAAUGGGGGGACCGGUCAUCAGGACUGCCAGACGGCAAGCGGAGCGGAUCGGCUUUGACUACGAAACUGGCAUGCACCUUCCUCGAGAGCCAAGCCCAGACACUCGGCGGGAACAAGACAGGGAACGGGAACGGGAGCGAAACAGAGAAAGAGAAACUGACUGGCAAUUGUCUUCAAAUGAAGAUGAACUCCUCCUGCCAGAAAACAGGCGUCGCCUACCUUUGGAGGAGCAGUUACAUUACGUGCAGGCGCGUCUUGAGGAGGUCAUCUCGGGGAAGCACACCAUCGGCCAGUCUCGCAGAGCCAAAGCUCUAAGGAAGGAGCUCAGCGUCAUUAAGAGGAAGCUGGCUCACCAGCGAGAAGGUCUGGGGUCCAGGGAGUCAGUAGGAGGAGAUCGGGGUUCCCACUCCCAUCACACAUCUGCAGGACACCACGAUGAAGGAGAAGAAAGCAGCAGUCAGGAGCUUGGUGGAAAAGCUCCAGAAGUGGGUCGACGGACAUCAGUUCUUUUCUCCAAGAAGAACCCAAAAAUGGCCGGACCUCCAAAAAGGCCGGGGCGCCCUCCAAAAAACCGUGACACGGGCUAUGCCACGACGGGAGUAACCCCCAGCCCGAUCGGGCCGCCCCAGUUACCCAUGCUGUCGCCAAGCAGACAGAGGAAGCGUCCGCGUAGCCCCCACACUAGCUCCAGCUCUGACAGCGACAGCGACGACCUGCUGCCAGGUUUGCCAAGCAACGGUUUUGACGGGCGCAACCAGCCCGUUACGGAAAGCUUUCGUGUAUAUAGAAAUGACACCCGUCUUCCACGUUCCAGCUCGGACUCGGAGUCCACCACCAGUAGCAGCAGCAGCGCUGCCUCUGACCGUACCAGUACAACGCCCUCAAAGCAAGGCAGAGGAAAGGCCUCAUUCUCUCGCUCCGCCUUCCAAGAGGACAGCAGCGAGGAGACGUCGGGCACUGAAAAUGAGUCCUACUCAGUCGGAGGGUCACGGGGAGUUUCACACCUGGUUCGCAGCCGAGCCAGGUCUGGAUGCUGGAUGACCUCGGAUGAUUACUCUUCUUUGGAGGCUCUGGACUUGGUGUGGGCCAAGUGCAGAGGUUACCCUUCGUAUCCUGCUCUGAUCAUUGAUCCGAAAAUGCCCAGAGAGGGGGUGUUCCAUCGGGGUGUCCCCAUCCCGGUCCCCCCAUUGGAUGUUCUGAAACUUGGUGAGCAAAUGACCCAGGAAGCCAGGGAGCACUUAUUCCUGGUCCUCUUCUUUGACAAUAAGAGAACCUGGCAGUGGCUCCCGCGCUCCAAGUUGGUACCACUCGGAGUGGACCAAGAGCUGGAUAAGGAGAAGAUGCUAGAGGGCAGGAAAUCCAACAUCCGCAAGUCCGUGCAGGUUGCCUACCACCGGGCCAUGCAGCACCGCAGCAAAGUACAAGGAGACCCAAGCAGCGAGACCAGCGACAGUGACUAAAACUACACAAACACAUACAAUGAAUAUGAUCGGUACCGUGGACUAGAAUUCCCCACUUCAUCAUGGAAGCCAUGAUAGGUAUCACCAAGCUGUGAUUCACCUUGACGUGUGAAAUAAAUAAAUGUAUUUAAGAGAAUAACUAAUAAUAAUAAUCAUGGAAAAAUUAUAACGUGCAGUCAUGAAUGACAGGAACGCAUGAAUGUGGGUCUAAAUGUUUAUUUUAAAAAACAAUUACGUCAUGGUUUACAGAAACUAGAACUAAAAAGGUUAACAAGGAAAAUGCAUUGAGUGUACAAAGAAGUGCACACAUCGGAAUAGCUGCCAUCACCCAUCACACGUUCACAUUCAUCACCAUCCUAUCCCACAAACAGGCCUGGUGCUAAACGUCCAGUCCCUUACACACAACUAAGAGACUAUUGCAGCCUAAACUGUGGGUGAAUUUCAUGUUAUUUAUUGUGUACUGCUCCCCCUCCCUCCCAAGCUGGCUUCAACACUUUACUGUUUUUUUUUUUUAUUAUUAUUAUUUUGUCCGUCACUUGUAAUCAUGGAUGUCACUCAUAAUCACAAUCACACUCCUGUUUUUAGGAUUUUGUAAUGUGGCACAGGUCAGUGACCAAACUGAGAUGCUCCGUCUCCUCGUCUUGGGCUGAUCGCUUUAAAACUUUUAUAUGAAUACAGAUUGCUUAAGCAUAGAAGUUUAAUAAUAAAAAAAAUGAAUACAUGCUUUUUUUAAAAACUUGUGGUGUGCUUUGUGUGUAUGUCAACCUUUUUCAGUGUUCUUCCUUGUUCCUCCCAACAGGUAACGACAUACUGUACUCCGCUCACUGUAAAGUAUUUUUAGGAGAAUAAACUCACCCUGCACACUGGUUUUACAAGUUGGUCGA
Messenger RNA from Doryrhamphus excisus (bluestripe pipefish), 5072 nucleotides. RefSeq names its product bromodomain and PHD finger containing, 1 (gene brpf1). Gene Ontology annotation, molecular function: protein binding. Lineage: Eukaryota; Metazoa; Chordata; Actinopteri; Syngnathiformes; Syngnathidae. The record is from RefSeq and is a predicted model, not a curated record. Gene Ontology annotation, biological process: regulation of transcription by RNA polymerase II.